CUGCUGCUGCUGCUGCGUGAACGACAGACAGAGAGCUGUAGCGGUCUCCUUGUUCUCAAGCAGCCAGCGGCGCGUUGCUCGGCUCGGAGUGCGAUCGCAGCGAUGUGCGCAUAGAUGUGCAAAACCUCUGGAAUAUCCCAUUGCUGGAGAAGCUGCAAGCGACCAGCGUGGAGGAAGGACCGCGUCUGUUCAGCCGGCUAAAGGGAACUGAGGGACGGCGAGAGCAUGGCGGUAGAAGAGGAAGGUCUGCGGGUUUUUCAGAGCGUUAAAAUUAAAAUAGGAGAAGCUAAAAACAUCCCUCCGUACCCGGGGCCAAACAGGAUGAGGGAUUGUUACUGUACUGUCAACCUGGAUCAAGAAGAAGUCUUCAGGACCAAGAUUGUGGAGAAGUCGCUGUGUCCCUUCUAUGGAGAGGACUUCUAUUGUGAGAUCCCACGUAGCUUCAGACAUCUCUCCUUCUAUAUCUUUGACAGGGAUGUCUUCAGGAGGGACUCGAGUAUUGGUAAAGUUGCGGUGAAGAAAGAAGACCUGCAGAAAUACCACGGGAAAGACACCUGGUUCCAACUCCAACCUGUCAGCGCUGACUCAGAGGUGCAGGGAAAAGUGCACCUGGAGCUCCGUUUGAGUGAAGUCAUCACAGACAGCGGAGUCAUCAACCACAAACUGGCCACGCGAGUGCUGGAGUGCCAAGGUCUUCCAAUCGUCAAUGGGCAAUGUGACCCUUAUGCUGCUGUCUCGCUAAUUGGACCUUCCAGGUCCGAAGCAAAGAAGACCAAGGUGAAGCGGAAAACCAAUAAUCCACAGUUUGAUGAAGUUUUCUAUUUUGAGGUGACACGGCCCUUAAGCUCCACAAAGCGACAGUUUGAUGUUGAAGAGGAAGACGUGGACAAACUGGCCUUGAGGGUGGACCUGUGGAAUGCCAGCAACUUGAAGUUUGGUGAUGAGUUCCUGGGAGGUGUGCGGGUUCCUCUCAGAGUCUUGGGUCAAUUUGGAGUCCACGAUGCGUGGUACUAUCUUCAGCCCAGGGAAAAUGCAGGGAAGUCUGUGAAGGUAGAAGAGCUGGGAUCUCUACGCCUGAACAUUGUUUACACCGAGGACCACGUCUUCCCAUCGGAGCACUACACUCCGCUCAGAGAUUUGCUGCUGGAUUCUGCAAACGUACAGCCCGUGUCGGCGUCCACCGCAAACAUUUUGGGAGAGGUGUGUCGGGAGAAGCAAGAAGCCGCAAUUCCGCUCGUGCGGCUCUUCCUCCAUUAUGGCAAGAUCGUGCCUUUCAUCAGCGCCAUCGCGCACGCCGAAGUCAACCGUACGCAGGAUCCCAACACCAUUUUCCGGGGGAACUCGCUCACGUCCAAAUGCAUCGACGAGACCAUGAAACUGGCAGGGAUGCAUUAUCUUCAAGUCACACUUAAACCAAUCAUAGAUGAGAUCUGCACAGAACACAAGCCCUGCGAAAUCGACCCAGUUAAGCUCAAGGAAUCGGAAAACCUCGACACAAAUAGGGAAAACCUUCGCCACUAUGUAGACCGUAUCUUCAACGUCAUCACCACAUCUGGCGUUCGCUGCCCCACUGUUAUGUGUGACAUCUUCUUCUCGCUAAGAGAGUCUGCUGCCACUCGUUUCCAAGAUGAAGACCAAGAUGUGCGGUACACAGCAGUGAGCAGUUUCAUCUUUCUGCGUUUCUUUGCUCCAGCCAUCCUGUCGCCCAAUCUCUUUCAGUUACGGCCUCACCACCCGGAUGCCGCCACCUCGAGAACGCUUACUCUCAUCUCCAAGACCAUCCAGACGUUGGGAAGUCUUGCCACGUCAAAAUCUGCUAAUUUCAAGGAGACUUACAUGGCAGGAUUUUAUGACUACUUCAAUGAGCAGAAGUAUGCUGAUGCUGUGAAGAAUUUUCUAGACCUCAUAUCAACUUCCGGCAAGUGGGAUCAGAAGAGUAUUGAAACACCAAUCAUGCUCAAAGAGGGAAGUGUAAAAGUCACAAUAAAGAGGGUUGAUGGGAAGGGCUCAAAAGGCACCAAGGGCAGAUUUAUGAUAAAGAGAGCGCAAGGAAGAAACAGAUUUGGAAUGAAGAACUUUAAGAAGAGAUGGUUUCGUCUCACCAACCAUGAGUUCACUUACCACAAAACUAAAGGAGAGGGAGCUCUUUGCAGCAUUCCCAUAGAAAACAUCCUGGCUGUGGAAAGGCUGGAGGAGGAGUCAUUUAAGAUGAAAAAUAUGUUCCAGGUCAUCCAGCCAGAGCGGGCGCUCUACAUCCAAGCCAACAACUGUGUGGAGGCGCGAGAUUGGAUCGACAUCUUAACCAAAGUCAGCCAAUGCAACCGCAAACGUCUCAGCACCUAUCAUCCUUCAGCCUACCUCAACGGCCACUGGCUGUGCUGCAAGCUUUCUGCCGACACGGCGCCUGGCUGUACGCCCUGCACCGGCGGGCUCCCAGCCAACAUCCAGCUGGACGUGGACGGCGAUAGAGAGACUGAGAGGAUCUAUUCCCUGUACAGCACAUACAUGACCAAGCUAAUCAAGAUGGAAGAGGCCUGCGGCAGCAAGUCGGUGUACGACGGACCCGAGCAAGAAGAAUAUUCCAGCUUUGUCAUUGACGACCCGCAGGAGACCUACAAAACUCUGAAGCAGAUCGUUUCAGCUGUGCAGACCUUGGAGCAGCAGCAUACCAAGUACAAGCGAGACAAGUUCAAGAAGACCAAGAUAGGCAGCCAGGAACAUCCAAUAGGGGACAAAAGUUUCCAGUGCUACAUCCGUCAGCAGUCGGAGAGCUCCACCUAUUCCAUCUGACCGUCACUCUGGGGCCUCCUUCUGUCAAGUUCACAAUCAGCACGUUGGAGUCGACAGUAAACGGCAGUCCAUCUCUUCCGAAGUGGCUCGCACCCGAUGUGCUGAAUUCAGGGAAAUUACGAGUUUUAAGUUUCCUACGAGGGAAACGGAACCGCACAGGGUUGCGCUCAAGAUGCCAUGCAGCACUCCGGAUGUGUGGAGGAACUGACCUGGGAUCAGUUGUGACUAAAAAGGAACCGGAGUGGAGGAGGAGGAAGAAGAAGUGUUCAUCCUUUCUGCGAUGUGACGAAACUUUUCACUGGACAGCUUUGACAGUGAACGAGACGCACUUUAAUCACCUCCGAAUCAAUGCACGAAUAAGACGUUUAAAAAAACAAAACUAUAUUUUACAGCUUUGAUUUAUAUGACGGCUGUUGUAAUGUUAUAUCGCAUUUCGCGGAUGGAAACUUCAGAAGGAGCAGUAUUUUCAAAAUUGUUUUUUUAAAUAGCUCACCAAAAUGGAUUUUCGGGACCAAGUCUGGUGUGAGCGAGAUCACUGCCGUCGUUUAUCAUCCGUGCGCUGAACAGUCGCUGAGCUUUUAUUUGCCGUCGUGUUUUGAAGUCGAGCCCUGGCCGAGCCGCUUCAGUGAGAUUUGAACUGAAUUCAAAAACCUGAAAGGCUAUUCUGUUUUAUGUUUAAAAAAUUGCCUCAGACGUUGGCUUUGCAUGACUUCGCUGUUGGAGGUCUCAGCCGUCAAGAUGGAGGUGGUGUCAAGCUACAUACUAAAUGCGUCACAAUCCAAUCGGAUUUAUCGGCCAUAUGUACACAAAUCAUUUAGUUGCAGAUUGUGAAGACCAUUUACUCAUGCAAUGCAUGCAUGACAAGUCAUGAACAAACAAGUGAUGGGAAAACGAAGCUUCAAAUUUGCUUCACGAAACAGUUGGUUUUUUUUAACGCCUCUAGAUGGCACUGUUGGCUUAAAGAAAGGUUUUUAAUAAAUGCCAAGGUAUUGUGCUUUGUGCAGAGAGCGCCAUCUACAGGAGUAAAAAAAAAAACAGCAACUGGUUCAUGAAGCAAAUCUGAACCUUCAUUUUCCCAUCACGACUCAUCAUAAGCAUUUUUUGUUGUGGACACAAUUUCAACAGCGUUGAAUGAUUUCAUCCACACAUCGAACACAAUGAGGUGGCAUUUAACUAUGUGAUCCAUUUUCUGUCUAGGUUUGAUGACAGAAAACAAAUUGUCCUAUCAAAUUAGACACAUCGCACACAUCUCAAGUCACUGAGAUUUGUCUUUUAGCUUUACUCUUGAUGAACUCUUCUGACAUUCGACCCAUUUCAAGUUAUCGUGAAAUGGGUGCCAUUGUUACAAGCUGCCUAAAAACUUGGUUUUAGCAACAUACCUGUGUGUCGCCAUGGAAACACAGGCCUGUAGUGUCAAAUGGAUUUGAGAUGCUGCCAAGCUUGCCCGCCCAUCAGCACCUCAUAUUCCCUCAAAGGUACUGACCGCUUUUUAAUCUUGCUAACACUUGUGUGUAAGUUAUCCUUGCAACAUUCAUAAUUGUAAUUACUGUACCUUUUCUUGCCAAAUCAGUGUGCGUGUAAUCACAGCAGACUGACGUCACUUCUUUGUCCAAUAGACACCAUUCACAAGCUUCUUUUUUUUUUUUCCUCGUAUCUUCCAAUUGUAAGCACCUCCGUGGUGGUCAGUGCCAGUCUUUUUUUUUUUAAUAUAAAGUCCUCUAAAAAAAAAAAAAAUCUGAUGCAUUAGAUGUGUUUUUAUAUAUAUAAAUGUAUCAUAACCUGUGAUGUUGGGUAAACUUUUUUUGUUAGCUGUUUCUAUGAAUUUGUGGCUGUCAUACAGACAUCUCGCUGUGCUUCUGAGUUGAACGACUGAAGUGUGUUCGUGUGUGUGUGUGACUGACAUGCCAAGUGAAUUGACCCAGUGUUAGCGGUGAGAAGGCAGCAUGCCAGUUGUCAACUAUAUUUUUGAAUAGCUCACUGCCAGGAAUAAUACUCAUAACAGUACGCCAACUGUCUUGUAUUGUUCUUGUUUUUCUUAAUAUGUUGAACCUUAGUUCUUUCUCAUGAAGCCUAAUUACGUCUCCACUAACUCCUCAGGUUUGGAAUGUUAACCACACAACCAAGCCCAUUCAGUUGCAUUUUUUUUUUUUUUUUCCAUGAACCUUGUAAACAUUAGCUUUGGGGAAGAGUCAUUCAAGUAACGGCAAUUUCCCCACCCCAUAGCAUACAUGCUUUUAUGCAAAAAGUUCCCCCCACUUUGCAAUAAUAUUGCCUUUAUUUCAUACAUUUGCAAAUUAACAACACACAAUGUAUUUGUAUUUUGUACAAAUAUUUUAAAUGUAUAAUAUAGCUUAUUGUACGUGUACUGUAUAUAGAACAGUGGGAUGAAUGGUGAAAUGUAUUGUGCUUUUUUUUCUCUUAACAAAAUGAAAAUAUUAAUGCAAA
Messenger RNA from Syngnathus acus (greater pipefish), 5235 nucleotides. It is a transcript of the gene rasa3, whose product is annotated as RAS p21 protein activator 3. Gene Ontology annotation, biological process: regulation of GTPase activity; intracellular signal transduction; negative regulation of Ras protein signal transduction. The transcript has 25 exons. NCBI's taxonomy places the organism in Eukaryota, Metazoa, Chordata, Actinopteri, Syngnathiformes, Syngnathidae. Gene Ontology annotation, molecular function: GTPase activator activity. The record is from RefSeq and is a predicted model, not a curated record. Bases 226 to 2790 code for a protein of 854 amino acids.